Messenger RNA from Pecten maximus, 4224 nucleotides. RefSeq names its product kelch-like protein 10. The record is from RefSeq and is a predicted model, not a curated record. The transcript is spliced from 10 exons. Gene Ontology annotation, molecular function: protein binding. Lineage: Eukaryota; Metazoa; Mollusca; Bivalvia; Pectinida; Pectinidae. Bases 2331 to 4184 code for a protein of 617 amino acids.
GGUUGUCGGUAAGUCAGUUACGGCACGCCGGCUGUUAUAUUUCACACGGAACUAGAUAGAGCAUAGGUUGCCGACAUAUUGUUGGCGGAGAGUGCUCGUACUGUAAUAUUACAGCAAAGCACGGAUAUGCUGUCUCUGUUGACGUUUGUGUUACUCUACACAAGCAAAGUGUCUGGCGAGGCAUGUCCUAAUGGAUGGACACGGCACGAUGCAGCUUGUUAUUUUUUCAUGGACAUACACGAAACCUGGCAGGACGCGUCGGCACAUUGUGAGGCACUCGACUCCCAGCUGGCGGCAAUAGAGUCAGAGAGAGAGGAUACUUUCCUUAGGAAUACUCUCACCCAACGUCACGAACAUGACUCCAGUGCCCGAGUUAUGUACUGGUUGGACGGGACAGAUGUUGCAACGGAAACGGAAUGGACGUGGGCUUACUCUGAGGAGCCCAUCAUGGGCUACACACACUGGUGUCCCCACCAACCCGACAACUCACAUAACGAAGAUUGUCUGAGGAUGGGAAAGUUCUGUGGCUUCGGCUGGGAUGACGGGGAUUGUGAAUCGAAAGAAUUCUUCAUCUGUGAAAGACAAGAUAAGGAUUUCCCGACACCUGAUGUGGAACACACGGAUACUGGAAUCAUUGGAUGAUUGAUAAUACUGUGUCUUGCAACUUAGAAAGAAAUAAUCAACAACAACAUCAACGAUAACAGCAACGACAACGACGACAACAUCAUCAAAAACAACAAUACCAAAAUAGCAACAACAACAACAACAGCAGCAGAACAACAACAACGUAUUUUACGAUAAGGAGUGAUUAACAUAAUGAAGACGAUACAAUAGUGUUUUGCUUUUGAAACUUUUGAAACUUAUUCAUUUGAAACCAAUCAGAUUAACCUAAGUGUUUUCAAUUCAAGUAAAAGAAUAAAAACUCACGAAAAGCAUUGGUUAAUGAAUAUCCAAGUAUAGUGUAAUUGUUUUCUGUCAAAAUUGUUACAAAUUUAUGAAGACCGGUCCGUAUGGUAAACAAAAAAGACUUUUCUUUCGUUUGUGUAAAUAAUAUAGGGUUGUGGACAUAAAGAUCAUGCUUAAAAGCGGAUGUCAUAGUAGAGUCUCGCUGACGAUGAAGAUAAACAUUAGACUGUUUACAUAAUUCAAUAUGCGCAAAAAUUCACAGCGAAUCACGCCUCGAUGCCGACUUCAACUGUUUAAGAAUGAUUCACAGUUGUUUAUGAACUAAACAGCAGCAGUAAAAUAUUGUAAUAUACAUUUCGAGUAUUUCUGAAUUAGACAUGGUAUUUGGCUCGGUCAGAGUUACCGUAAGUGAUUUUGUAGCUUAACUGUAAGCCUAUCUUCUGUGAUACUGGUCCACCAUGUUGAAAAGAUCAUUCCGUAACAGAUAGGCCUACACGACAGUAAGUUUCGUCAAGGCUUGGGAAUCAGAUUCCAAACAUCGGCAGCUUCCAAGCCUUGGCAGCAUUAGCCUGACUAGCCAUCAGCCCUGAAGUGUUUUUAAAAUAAUUGAUCAGCUGAAUUCUAACACUAAAUUAUCUGCUAAAAUACACCCCGAAAAGACGACCAUUAUUCAGCUUAAUUUUCGUCUUUUCGCCCCGAGAAAAGGAAAAUUAAGCUGAUUUAUUUUCGAAAAGACGAAAUUUGCGGUUUGUUAACUUUUGUCUUUUCCAUUUAAGGUUUUUAAGUUUUCGUCUUUUCGGGGCGAAAAGACGAAAUUUGAGGUUUAUUGAUCUUCGUCUUUUCGGUGCGAAAAGUCGAAAAGACGAAAUGGUACAAAUCAACCACCGUUAUAUUUAGUAUAAUUUUAAAAAGAGGGAACAGAUCGACGCUCGGAAGGUUAAAUUGACGAAAACAUGUCUAACAGUAAUGUGGUCGUAUUGAUUUUGUGCCAAUAUUGUGUGCUUAAACAAUUAUUUUUUAUCCGUUGAGUAUCAUUUAGAGGCUCAACAAUAGUUCAACAUUUUCAAUAAGACAUAUUAAGUUGAACGCAUUAAAUCAGACUUACUGGUUGAGAUAAUGUCUUCUUUUUAAGAAGUUUGGUUAACCUUUUCAGUUAGAUAAUAAACUUUCUGAAUGUGUAUUUUAUUUAACUGUUUUAAUCUUUACGAAUUAUAACAUCGUCAAGACGAUCGUAAAUCGGAAAGUGGCGACGAUUUUAAUGAUGUUCUACUACAUGUAUUGUAAAUCAAACCUGAGUAGAAAGCCUGGUUGAUAAAUAAUAGUAUAACGUCAUACAAUAUACUACAUUAUGACGUCACAAACAUAUACCAAUAUUAUGACGUCAUCCCCGACAACCAAAAUCAUUGACACGGAAACAUGGGUUGAUGGUCACAGCGAGUUAUUUUCAUAAGUCCUGUACUUUAUUAAAAUACGGGGAAAAAUUACAAAAAAUGGAAUCUGAUGAAUAUGAAGAGAACCCAAUGGGAAGACGACUUGGGAAGCGGUUUAGUAUACAUUCAUGCCUGGUUUACGAUGAAAUGAGAAGAUUUGGCCAACUGUGUGAUGCAGUGAUCAAAGUUGAUAAUCGAGAGUUCCCUAUCCACAGGGCCAUCUUGUCGGCUUGUAGUCCCUACUUUAGAGCAUUAUUCACCAACACCUUCGAUUCUGUUGGGAAACGAGAGAUUGAAAUACCGGGGAUUUCUGGCGACAUAAUGCAGAUCAUUAUCGACUACGCUUAUACACGACGUGCUAAAAUCGACGAGAGUAAUGUUGAGCGUCUACUCCCGGCGGCUGACCAGUUACUUGUCCAUGGUCUUGUGACAAGGUGUUGUGAUUUCCUCGCCGAGCAACUGGAGCCGGAAAACUGUAUUGGUAUUUAUAACUUCGCGCGUGCCUACUUUUGUCAUAAAUUAGUGAAAAAGGCAUACCGCUUUUUGAUGCACAACUUUAGCAGGGUUCUAGCUUCCAGCUCGGAGUAUAACGAACUUAGCGUGGAGGAAGUUUGUGAAAUGUUAUCUUCUGAAGAUCUCAAUGUGAAGAAUGAAGAAAUGACGUUCGCGGCGUUGUUACAGUGGAUUGAUCAUGAUCCCGAAAACCGGAAGUGCCAUAUUGUCGCCUUACUUCGGACUGUUCGCCUUGGAUUGUUGUCCACUCAGUUCUUUGUUGAGAAAGUUAAGUCCCACCCGUACGUUAAAGAAAGUGCUGAGUGCAAACCUCUUAUCAUCGAAACACUCAAAUUCUUAUAUGCUCUCGACAUAAACGAGGAGAAAAAUCUCGACAUAACCAAUCCGCUGGCGCUACCACGGGUGCCACAUGAGGUGAUGUUCGUGGUUGGCGGGUGGAGCGGAGGGGCUCCCACUAAUAUCAUGGAAACUUAUGACACACGCGCAGAUAAAUGGAUUGUUUGUGAUUCCGUCGAUGAAGCACCCCGAGCUUACCAUGGAACAGUGACAAUCGAUCGGAAGAUCUACGUCAUCGGAGGAUUUGACGGGACACAGUACUUUAAUGGGGUCCGCUGCUUUGACCCCGUUGAGAAGACCUGGUCCGAGGCCGCACCAAUGAACUCUAAAAGGUGCUACGUCAGCACUGCUGUCCUGGGGGAAUUUAUCUACGCCAUGGGGGGUUUUGAUGGUCACGUGAGACUGAAUACAGCCGAGCAAUAUUUCCCUAGCCGAAACCAGUGGAGUCUUAUUGCCCCUAUGCACAACCAACGUAGUGACGCAGGCGCAACCACUCUCAACGGUAAGCUCUAUAUUUGCGGAGGGUCAAAUGGACACGAAUGUUUGAACACGGCAGAAUAUUACAACCCGAACUCCAAUCAAUGGACAUUAAUUACGCCCAUGCGCAAUAGGCGAAGUGGAGUGGGUGUGAUCGGGUAUAGUGACUACGUCUACGCUCUUGGUGGCUUUAACGGAAUCGCCCGGAUGAACACGGCAGAGCGAUAUAACCCAAUCACGGAUCGCUGGCAGACCAUCCCAGAAAUGUUCGACCCGCGGACCAACUUUGGGGUAGAGGUGAUAGACGAUAUGAUCUUCACUAUUGGUGGAUUCAAUGCCGUCACGUCCAUCUGUAAUGUGGAGUGCUUCGACAAAAGCUCGGACGAAUGGUUUGAUGCGACAGACAUGAACAUGGACAGGAGUGGACUAAGCGCAUGCGUCGUCAAUGAUCUACCAAAUGUUCAAGAUUAUACUUUCAAAGAAAGAAAAUCGAAAGAUAAUAAACAGAUCGAGAAAAAAUAAUAAAAUCAAAGGAAAGCAAGCUUAUUGAUAGAGAAAAAAA